GGGGAAGUUCGCCUUCUGAAUUGUGCAUCCAGCUCCCAGGGAUCUGUGUUUUGCACCCACCUUGCAAGGAAGGAUUGCAACCUUGCAAUCUUUGCAAAAGCUGCAUUUAGUAAGAAGACACAGAAGGGGGUUGAAUCUGGAGUGGAGAUAGCCGAGCUGGGCUAAAGUUGCCCUCGAUCUGGGCAGAGAAAAUGGCUUUGGAGGAGGUGUUGGGGACCAUCCCGCUGGGCAUCCAGGAACCUUUUCCAACUGAGUGGGCAGGUGAGAAAAUGGCCGAGGGAGGCCCUAGACGGCAGGAAGACGUUUCUGAGGAUGCCGGUGUGACCAACCACGUUGCUCUGGUGAAAAACGAAAUGGCUGCCGCACGCAAGGAAGUCUGCGCGAGGGACGUCACAGAGACAGUGGUGACAUCUUGUUCACAAGCAGACGAGCCCCAGCUUCCAGACCCGCCACGCUGGGACGAUAUAUUUUUGACGUCUGUUGAGAAGGCAGUUGACACCCGGCCGGGAAAGUGGAUGUCGCAGCUCAUACCGGGCCUGAAAGAGGAAGGGCCGCGAUUUGAGGACAGGGAAGCGGGAGAUUACGGGAAGGUGAAGGCGGCCAUCUUGCGGGUCGACGCCAUCAGCACCGAAGUCCAGCGGCAGCACUUCCGCCUGUUCCAAUACAAGGAGGCCGACGGGCCCCGCGAGGCCUGCAGCCGCCUCUGGUUCCUUUGCCACCGGUGGCUGAAGCCGGAGAGGCACACCAAGGAGCAGAUCCUGGAGCUGUUGAUCCUGGAGCAGUUCCUGGCCAUCCUUCCGCCGGAGAGCCAGAGCUGGGUCAAAGAUGGCUGCCCGGAGACCUGCGCCCAGGCGGUGAUGUUGGCCGAGGAUUUCCUCCAGAGGCAACGAGAGCUCGAAAGGCCAGAAGCACAGGUGCCGGGAUUGUUUGAGGAGGCCAGGGAGACGUCCCUGCAGGCCGAAGGAGCUCUGUUGGGCCCUGAGCAGAGACAGCAGGUCCUGGAGGUCAAGGAGGAGACGGCUGUGGAGGGCAGUCCUUCACCAGGCAACCUGUUCCCUAGUGAGAACAAGAAAGGGAGCCCCCGGCCAGAGAACAGAGAGCACGAGGGGCUAUGUGGGGCAUCUGAUGAAGGCCUUGAGGAGACCUUCCCUCUCUUUGACAAACCGGAAGAUCUACCCGAACGGCCGCCGAGAUCAGAUAAGCUGUCGAAAAAGCCACCCAGGAAGAGGGUGCAAAAAUCCACCCCGUUGGCGGGUGGUUACGAAGAUCUCGGUGUAGCUGCGGCAGAGCAGGAGAUGGGCGAGGGCAAGCCGCCCAUGAAGAUCACCGUCUACGAAGAAAACUUCAGUCAGGGCUCAGACCAAGCCGGAGAGAAAAUUCACAAAUGCUCGGUGUGCGGCAAAUGCUUCAGCCUCCGGUCGCGCCUUAUCGUUCACGAGAGAACCCACACGGGAGAGAAGCCAUACACGUGCUCCGACUGCGGGAGGAGCUUCAGCGUCAGCUCGAGCCUCAUUGCCCACCGAAGGACGCACACGGGAGAGAAGCCCUACAAGUGUUCGCACUGCGCCAAGAGCUUCAGUGUGAAGUCGGGACUGAUCGCUCACGAGAGGACCCACACGGGGGAGAAACCGUACAAAUGCCUCUACUGCAGCAAGAGCUUCCGGCGCAACUCGGGCCUUGUUAGUCAUCAGAGAAUCCACACCGGGGACAAACCUUACCAGUGCUCGGUGUGCGAGAAAAGCUUUAGCGACAUCUCGAACCUCAUCACGCAUCACAGGAUCCACACGGGGGAAAAGCCGUACAAGUGCUUGGAGUGCGGGAAAAGCUUCAGCCAGAGCUCGUACCUCAACAGCCACCAGAGAAUCCACACGGGGGAAAAGCCAUACGAGUGCUCCGAGUGCGGGAAAACCUUCAGUGUGAGCUCGCGCCUUAGGAAGCAUCAGAGAAGCCACACGGGCGAGAGACCGUUUAUAUGUUUGGACUGUGGGAAAACUUUCAGCGAAAGCUCAGAUCUCCUCGCGCACGAGAGGGCCCACACCGGGGAGAAGCCCUACCGGUGUUCGUUCUGCGGGAAGAGCUUCCUGCGCAGUUCGGAAGUAGUCAGCCAUGAGAGGAUCCACACGGGCGAGAAGCCGUACCAGUGCGGGGAAUGCGGGAAGAGCUUUAGCGUCAGCUCUCGCCUCAGCGCGCACAGAAGGAUACACACGGGAGAGAAGCCUUUCCAGUGCGUGGUGUGCGAGAGAAGCUUCAGCUACAAAUCACACCUCAUUACACAUCAGAGAAUCCACACCGGCGAGAAGCCCUUUCAGUGCUCCGUCUGUGGGAAGAGCUUCCGUGGCAGCUCUAGCCUCGUGGCCCACGAGAGGACACAUACAGGGGAGAAACCGUACCGGUGUUUGGACUGUGGGAAAAGCUUUACUCAGAGCUCAAACCUCAUUAGUCAUCAGAGAAUCCACGCUCCUAGCAUUCCACCCUACCAGCCACCCGUGGACCUGAUUUUGCGUUCCCCGAAGCCAGAACCAACGGCUUUUAGCAGUGAAACAAGAGACUGUGAGAGAGUGCCUGGCGAGGAAAUGGACAUCGUGCCGCCUGUGUGGGAAAGGGGGGCAGCAGCAAGAAAGGCCCCCGGCCCUAGAGGACAAAACCGGAGAUCCGGAGAACAGAUUAAGCAGGAGCCAGAGGACAGGCUGCACCGGCACUGGGAAGCCCAGUUGCAGGAGUUCCUGAGGACCCUGGAGUCUCCCCACUCUGGCUGGCGGGUCCCCCAGUUGGCGGAGGAGCCCACCCCGUGGGACGACGCCAAGGGCUUCCUGGCUUCCUUCGAGCAAGUGGCCAAAGCCUGCCGGUGGCCCAGGGAAGAGUGGGCGGCCCGGCUCCUGCCAGCCCUCAGGGGAGAAGCCGAGUGGGCCUUUAGCCGGCUGGAGGGCCGAGACACAGAGGAUUAUGGGAAAGUGAAGGCGGCCAUCUUGCAAUGGGACAGCUUCCGGAGGGAGACUCGGCGCCAGCGCUUCAGGCGUUUCUGCUACCAGGAGGCCGAGGGGCCGAGAGGGGCUCACAGCCGGCUGCUGGAGCUUUGCGACGGGUGGCUGAAGGCAGAGAAACACACCAAGGAGCAGAUCCUGGAGCUGCUCCUUCUUGAACAGCUCCUGACUGUCCUGCCCACGGAGGUCCAGAACUGGGUCAAGGGACGGAGCCCGGAGACCUGCUCCCAGGCGGUGGCCCUGGCCGAGGAUUACCUGCAGAGGCAACGGCCACAGGGGCUGAUUCCACCAGAAGAGGCAGUGACGGCGGAGUCCUCUGAGGCGGAACAGACUUUGUCUGACCUCGGGUGGAGUGUGUUUGGCCGGCGGGCUGAAGAGGAGCAAGUCGGCAGGGAUCCUGAGCUGUUGGCAACGAAAGGUUGGGUGAAUGUAAGGAAGGAGGAGAAAUGUGCAGAAGAGGAUUUGAAGGAGGCAGAUCCAGUUAGAACAUCUGUGGAGCCUCAGGCGGAAGAGGAUGUCUCCCCGAGUCACAAGCAGGAAGACCUCCCAGGAAGUCAGCUUGGGCAAGAGGAAGAGCAGGAAUCUUCUCCGGAGAGUAAUGAACAAACCUUGCUUUGUGGAGUAGACGACACAGAAAUCGCUGCCCAGCAACAAACCCACCCUGGUUAUGGUGACCAGUCGAGGGAGUGCGACGAGAAAUACGGCCGAUUGGACUGUCCAGAGGUCCGGCAGGACGGCGAGCACCCGGGAACGGCAGCGGAGAGCGUCCCUCAGCCCAGACGCGAGAGGGCCCCCCUCCUAGAAGAGGCUUUCCGGUGCAGCGACUGCGGGAAAAGUUUCAACCGCAAGCAGAACCUCCUGAGGCACCACCUGACCCACACCGGGGAGAAGCCCUUCAAGUGCGCCUACUGCCACAAAAGCUUCGUCCAGGUCUCUGACCUGACGCGGCACGAGAGGACCCACACGGGGGAGAAGCCGUUUGGCUGCUCCUUCUGCGAGAAGCGCUUCAACUGCAACUCCAACCUGCUCAUGCACGAGCGCAUCCACACCGGGGAGAAGCCGUUCCUGUGCCUGUCGUGCGGGAAGACCUUUGUCCAGAUCUCCGACCUGACGCGCCACGAAAGGACCCACACGGGCGAGAGGCCGUACGGCUGCUCCUUCUGCGAGAAGCGCUUCAGCUGCAACUCGCACCUCCUGGUGCACCAGCGGAUCCACACGGGCGAGAAAAAGCCGCACCAGUGCGCCACCUGCGGCAAGAGGUUCAGCUACCAGUCGGUGCUGCUGGCGCACACGACGGUCCACACGGGCGAGAAGCCCCACGCCUGCCCGCACUGCGGGAAGCGCUUCCAUUCCCGCCCGGGCCUCAUCCGCCACAAGAAGAGCCACGCGGGAGAGAAGCUAGCGCAUAAGUGCGCCCAUUGCGCGGAGAGCUUUGGCCAGCGGCCCCAGCUCAUUCUCCACGAGCGGACGGCGCACGCCGGGGCCAAGCGGUACUAUUGCUCCGCCUGCGGGAAGAGCUUCAACGCUCACGCCACCCUGGCUAGGCAUGAAAGCAUUCACAAGGGGGGAGCCACGUAAGCUCAGGGGUAGCCCCAAAUGACGUAGGCCCUAAAUAUCGGAGAGACCACCUUCUUCCCUACAGACUUACAGAGGGGACCCUUCUCUGGGAAGUCACUCUGCUGUCAGACGUUUGUGGGGUGGCAGCCUGAGACAGGGCCUUUGCAGCAGCAGCCCCUAAAUUGUGGAAUUCCCUUCUCACAGAGUUGCGCCUGGCAUUUUUGUCAUGCAGAUUUUGUCAUCGGCCAGAGGUGCAACAUCUAGUCUGUUCUAUAGGUAUAUCAUUAAAGCUGCUUUUAACCUUGUAUUUUUAUAUGGUUGUAUCCCACCCUUGUGAUGAAGGGCAAGGGAGAAACCAAAUAAGUAAAUAACUGUGUGUGCUAUUGUGAACCUGUACUUGUCCCCACCCCCAAAUGAAUAUUUCCUUGAGUCAAAAAAAUACCUUUUCCUUGGGAAUUUUGUUUGUAAUCAUUUUUCAUUGUUCAUUUUUUCUUUUUUACACACACACACUUUUGUGAACUUCCCUAAGACUUGUGGAUAUAGGGCAGUACAGUUGUAUCUUGGAUCCUGAAUGCCUUGGUACUCAGACGUUUUGGCUCCUGAACACCGCAAACCCGGAAGUGAUGACUAUUUCGGGUUUUGAACGUUCUUUUGGAAGCCGAAUGUCUGACGGGGCUCCCGCAGCUUCCGAUUGGCUGCAGGAGCUUCCUGCAGCCAAUCAGAAGCCGCGCUUUGGUUUCCGAACAUUUUGGAAGUCGAACGGACUUGUAUACAAAUUUUAAGUUGUAUACAAAUUUAAUAAAUAAGAAGAAUAAUCUUAAACCACACCUAUAGAAUAAAUAAAUGAUUUUUCAGUUUUAAGAGUGAAGGGCAAGUUGCAGCGAUUAAACCGUGUUUCAAGCACAUUAAAAUCAGAAAAAUAAGGUGGGUUCUGAAAAUAUACUUCUUAAGUUUCAAAAGCCAAGGCAAAGAGGUUUGAAAGACAGGUGUCAGUCACAAGCUCCUGGGAGGGUCUAUGUCUGGAGACCAGACCUGGAGACCGAGGGGGCUUCCUCAGAGGAAUAUCAAGUAAAGGACCACCCAGCAGGACAGGAGAAUAGGUCACUGCUCCAGCAAACUCAGCCUGCCCUUGGCCAAUCCACACCUGCCCAUCUUCCUUGCAACAGGUCCAGGUGCAGAAAGUGGCAGCCAGGCAGCUGAUGGGGGCACUGUGGCUUAAGCUUUUGUGCUGGUCACCCAUUUGCUCUGAGGCAGGUUAAAGGUCCUUGUCUUAAUUUAGAAAACCCAACGUAGGUCCAGAGC
This is a messenger RNA of Zootoca vivipara (common lizard), 5840 nucleotides long. Lineage: Eukaryota; Metazoa; Chordata; Lepidosauria; Squamata; Lacertidae. The record is from RefSeq and is a predicted model, not a curated record.